UCGUUCACUCAGUUUUCUGAAGCAAACAUGAAGCAUUGUUGGGCAAUCGGAACUCUACUCUUAGCAAGUGUCCUUAUGGGCAAUGCCUGUCGACAUACUUGCGUUACCCGGAAUUUUUGUUUGUAUGAGGAACCAACAUUUGAUUACCGCUCCAGUAAUUGCGGCAAUACCAAAAUUUGCUGUGCAGUUCUACGAAAGCCUGGAGGUACGGUUUUAAUUGAACCAAAUGGCCCCGAAGAUGAUAAGGUUGGAGUAAACGGAAUAAAUGCACAACUAUCGCCUACACGCGAACUCACUAGAGAUCGCCCAAAUACCAUUGAGUCACAAGUAAAGGAAAUCAACGACUUCAGUGGGCGUCCAACCAACAACGAAAGGAAUCCAGCAACCGAACCGAACAACGGCGGGUAUACAACACCCAACGGUGGGUAUCCAGUAAACAACGGUGGGUAUCCAGUAAACAACGGUGGGUAUCCAUCAAACAACGGUGGGUAUCCAUCAAACAACGGUGGGUAUCCAGUAAACAACGGUGGGUAUCCAGUAAACAACGGUGGGUAUCCAGCAAACAACGGUGGGUAUCCAGCAAACAACGGUGGGUAUCCAACAACCAACGUUGGAAAUCCAACAAACAACGGAGGGAACCCGACUACCAAUUUUGGAAAUCCAACAAACAACGGAGGGAACCCGACUACCAAUGUUGGAAGCUCAGAGCUUUUGUCACCAAGUUGCGGCAUGAGCAACGCAAAUGGCUUGCAAAUGGUAGAAGGAAUAACCAUUGAUCAAGCACGACCAGCUCAAUAUCCCUGGGCUGUUGCUAUUUUUCACAAUGGACAGUACUUGGCUGGCGGAUCCCUGAUUCAACCAAAUGUCGUUCUAACAGUAGCUCACCGGGUAAUUACAAUCGAAACCGAACUUGUGGUCAGGGCCGGCGAUUGGGACUUAAAAUCCGAUCGAGAGAUAUUUUUGUCUGAGCAGCGCGAAGUUGAAAGGGCAGUAAUCCAUGAAGGAUUUGACUUCAAAUCAGGUGCCAACAACUUGGCGUUACUUUUCCUAAAUUCGCCCUUCAAACUGAAUGAUCACAUCAGAACUAUCUGUUUGCCUACACCAAAUAAAUCGUUCGCAGGACGUCGUUGCACGGUGGCCGGUUGGGGAAAAAUGAGAUACGAGGAUCAACGAUACUCCACCGUCCUGAAGAAAGUUCAGUUGCUCGUGGUAAAUCGAAAUGUUUGCGAGAAGUUCUUGAGGUCGACCAGGUUGGGCGCUAAAUUUGAGCUGCCCAAGAACAUCAUUUGCGCCGGAGGCGAGUUAGGCCGCGAUACCUGCACCGGUGAUGGAGGAUCGGCCCUAUUCUGUUCAAUCGGAGGGGAGAACUCUGGUGUGUACGAGCAGGCUGGAAUAGUAAACUGGGGCGUUGGGUGCGGGCAGGAGGGCAUUCCGGCCAUAUAUACGGAGGUGUCCAAGUUUACAAAUUGGAUUACCGAGAAGCUGCUGCCCUUCGAUUACAGGAGUGGGUGAUAUGUCAAAAGGAACGACAUGAUGCAAUAAAUGAUAAAAGCGCUUAAAAGUGUACAUUAAAGUGCACAGUAAUGC
This is a messenger RNA of Drosophila melanogaster (fruit fly), 1587 nucleotides long. It is a transcript of the gene SPH93, whose product is annotated as serine protease homolog 93. Gene Ontology annotation, cellular component: extracellular region. Gene Ontology annotation, biological process: proteolysis. The record is from RefSeq and is marked reviewed. The coding region runs from base 28 to 1512 and encodes 494 amino acids. NCBI's taxonomy places the organism in Eukaryota, Metazoa, Arthropoda, Insecta, Diptera, Drosophilidae. The transcript has 2 exons.